Messenger RNA from Capra hircus (goat), 1888 nucleotides. RefSeq names its product myeloid-associated differentiation marker-like. Gene Ontology annotation, cellular component: plasma membrane; cell-cell junction. The record is from RefSeq and is a predicted model, not a curated record. Lineage: Eukaryota; Metazoa; Chordata; Mammalia; Artiodactyla; Bovidae.
CAUCACAGGGCCCUGAACCUUUUCCAGGCGUCUGAGUUUUGCCACCUCCAGAGCUGGAUCUUCCUCUGCUGGGUCCUCAGUGAAGACCACUGCUGUACUGGUGACUGUGACCUGCCUGACCAUCACAGCACCAUGUCCACCCGGCGGACAUCCCCAGACCUGGACGUCGCAGCCAUCAUGUGCCUCUGCCUCUGCCUGCCGCAGCUGUUCUCCAUGUGUGUGGCCAUCUCCCUGGUGGCCGGCAGGGCCACCGAGUGGGGAGCCGCAGGAAACUGGUCCAUGUCCAUCUGGUGCUUCUGUUUCGCCAUGACCCUCGUGGUAUUCAUUGUUGAGUUCUAUGGAUUCCAUUCCCACUUUCCAUUUCUCUGGUUCAACUCCGUGACCUACGCCUGCUACGCCACCCUCCUCUGCCUCUCGGCCUCCAUCACCUACUCCAUCACCCACGUCCAGUUUCUGCCUGAUGGUCCUUACCGGGACUGGGUCGCCGCUGCCUCUGCCUUCUCCUGUGUCAUAUCAGCACUGUAUGCCAGAGAUGUGGCCUGCACAUGGGUCGCCUAUGGGUUCAAGGAGGUCCCCUGCUUUGUGCACACCGUGCCAGGCCUGCUGAAGGUGCUGGAGACCUUCAUGGCCUAUGUAGUUUCUGCCUGCAACAUGAACACCUCCCUGUACCUGCACCAGCCGGCCCUGGAGUGGUGUGUGGCCGUGUACUCCAUCUGCUUCAUCCUGGCAGCUGUGGUCCUCCUGCUGGACCUGGGCAAAUGGGAAUACAGGCUGCCCGGGCCCUUCUCCCUCUUCCAGCUUGUGCUCACCCUGCUGUCCGUCCUCCUCUAUAUCAGUGCUCUGGUCCUCUGGCCCCUCUACCAGUUCAGCGAGGAGCUCGGCGGGCAGCCCCAGAGGUCCAGCGAUGGGGACUGCAGGGACAAGCUCACCUACGACAUGUGCACCUGCGACCAGCGUCUGGUUGUGGCCGUCCUGACAGCCACCAACCUGCUGGUUUACGUGGCCGACCUGGGGUACUGGGCCCGCCAGGUCUUGGUAGGGACUGAGGACCAGCCCAGGGAUUCCUGAUCCUCUGCUCACAAAGGUAUCCUCACUGAGCUCUGGUGUCCUCUGAUGCCCUCUUCCUGGCUCCCUCUCUCCCUCCUCACAUCCUCCCCAUGCAUCUCACUCUCUUUCCUAUUUCCUUCCCUCCUUCUGCUCUGUCUCCUUCCUGCUUAGUGUAGCUGCCCAAGUCCUGUUUUGCCUUUUUCUCUUGCUUCUCUCAUCUUUUCUACAUUUUCUGCUUUUUGCCCCUUUUCUGGUCACCCUUGUUUUUCUUGUCUCCUGUGUCCUGACCACCUCUCCCCAUCUUCCUUCUUGUGAUCUGUCAGGACCUGAGACUCCUCCCUUCUCUGCCCACCGCUCCCUUCUGCCUCCUAAGGUGCUGACUGCACAGCACACAGCCCCCUCUGUGUGAUUCGGCCCCCCAUCUCCCAUGGGAGGGGAGUGUACAGGGCACCUGCCCUUUAACUUCAACUAAAAUAUCUGGACGUCUAUACUUUUCAGUGGCAGGAGUCUUGAAGCAGAAACUCUGGUUACUGGGCCCCACCUGGUGCUGCAGGUGAGGUGUUCCAGCCCCACCUGAGAUUGGCUCCAGAAUUUGUGCAGGCUCACUAAACACCCGCUGCCUAGAGGCCAUCUUAGAGGAAGCCAGGGGUAGAUACUGUCCAUCCCAGCUACUCUCUGGGGAAUCCAAGUAGGAGCUGGUGAAGCAACACAAAAACUUUAAGACACCUGUCUGCAGUGUUGGAGAGGGGAAGCGAUGUGGGCCUGCGGCCUCAGUGAUCAACACAGCAGGUCCUGCCUCUGCAGGGAGAAGAGUGUGGCCCCUGCAGCUUUAAGGUGUGUU